Messenger RNA from Acanthisitta chloris (rifleman), 1072 nucleotides. It is a transcript of the gene NAPG, whose product is annotated as N-ethylmaleimide-sensitive factor attachment protein, gamma. Gene Ontology annotation, molecular function: soluble NSF attachment protein activity; syntaxin binding. NCBI's taxonomy places the organism in Eukaryota, Metazoa, Chordata, Aves, Passeriformes, Acanthisittidae. The record is from RefSeq and is a predicted model, not a curated record. Gene Ontology annotation, biological process: intracellular protein transport. Gene Ontology annotation, cellular component: vacuolar membrane; SNARE complex.
GUAAAAUAUAAGAUCUUUACUAAUUGUAUAGGCCUUUUUUUCUUGUGUUUUAGCCUGAAAACUGGAUUCUUAAAGUGGAAACCAGACUAUGACAGUGCAGCUACUGAAUAUGGGAAGGCAGCUGUUGCUUUCAAGAAUGCCAAGCAGUUUGACCAGGCAAGGGAAGCCUGUUUACGGGAAGCUGAGGCACAUGAAAACAACAAAGCUCUCUUCCAUGCUGCCAAAGCUUAUGAACAAGCUGGCAUGAUGCUAAAGGAGAUGCAGAGACUCCCUGAAGCAGUUCAGCUGAUCGAGAAAGCCAGUAUGAUGUACCUGGAGAAUGGGACCCCAGAUACAGCAGCAAUUUCACUGGAACGGGCUGGAAAGUUAAUAGAAAAUGUGAGCCCAGAGAAGGCUGUGCAGCUCUAUCAGCAAGCAGCGGCAGUGUUUGAAAAUGAGGAACGUUUACGGCAGGCGUUAGAAAUGCACGGGAAGGCAUCAAGACUUCUGGUCAGAGGACGCAGGUUAGAUGAGGCUGCAUUGUCUCUUCAGAAGGAAAAGAGUAUUUAUAAGGAAAUUGAAAAUUACCCCUCUUGUUUUAAGAAAACUAUUGCUCAAGUCUUAGUUCAUCUUCAUAGAAAUGAUUAUGUUGCUGCAGAAAGAUGUGUGAGGGAAAGCUAUAGUAUACCAGGAUUUAAUGGAAGUGAAGACUGUGCAGCACUAGAGCAACUUUUAGAAGGGUAUGACCAGCAAGAUCAGGAUCAAGUUUCUCGAGUCUGUAAUUCUCCACUCUUCAAAUACAUGGAUAAUGAUUAUGCCAAGCUUGGUCUUACCUUGGCGGUCCCUGGAGGUGGAAUCAAGAAGAAAGCACCAAAUGCUGCACAAGACAAAGCCAGAGGACCAGCUGCAGGGGGCUCUCAUGGUGAUGAGGAAGACGAUGAAUAUUCUGGUGGACUAUGUUAGCUACAGACUGGGUUGUCUUAAAUAUCUGACCUAUUUGUGAUGUUGAGCAUAUCCAAAGGUUUACCAGAUUUACCAGAGCUUCAUUGCAAUUGUGAUAUGGGAAUCCUGAUAUUAACUUGGCAGCUUCUGG